AUGUACGCUGCUCAUAAGCUCAACCUUCAGCCCCGGGUCUCCUUGCCAGAGACCUCCCCCGCCUUGCGGUGGACAGGGAAGGUUGACGAUGCGUCUGCGUUUCGGGUCUGGGGAUCUCGGGCGUUCGUCCGCGACUUGUCUGCGGACACGCUGUCCCCCCGUGCUAUUCCCUGCGUCUUCCUCGGUUUCCCCCCUGACGCGCCUGGGUGGCAGUUUUACCACCCCACCUCGCGCCGUGUUCUGUCCUCCCGGAACGUCACCUUUGACGAGUCGGUGCCUUACUACCGUCUUUUCCCCUACUGCACUGCGCCCCUCCCCCCGCCGCCUCUCUUACUUGCGCCACAUCCUCCCCCGGUAGACCCCCUCCCCCCUCAGGGUCCUGCCCCGUUAGGUGUGUCCCAGGUAGACGCAGUCGGGCCUUUUGAGGUAGCUGUUGACUCUGGUGCUGCUAGAGAUGAUGAGCCUGCGGGUGCCGGGUCUAGAGGUGCUGAGUCUGGGGGUGCUAGCCUGGGGGUGCUGAGCCUGUGGGUGCGGAGCCUCCAGGAGCAGGGUCUGCUCGUGUGGCCUCCGGCGGUGCUUUGUCGAGGCGGGAGCCGCUCUCUCUACAGGAGCUACGCGAGUGGUUUGCCCGCCGCUAGAGGUGCUGCUGAGACUCGGCGUGCUGUUGGGGCUACUGGAGCAGGUUCUGCAGGAGCUGCUGGCGGUGUUGGUACUGCUAGAGCUAGAGCUGCUGGGGGUGUUGGCACUGGUGUUUCUACUAGCGUUGGUGCGUCUUGGGGUGUUGCUGAGGCUGCUGGUGCUGAGGGUCCCACUGGAGUUGGUGCUGUUGGAGUUGGAGCUGUUGGGGGUGUUGACGCUAGCGAUGCUGCUGACGCUGGUGCUUCUGAGGGUGCUGGAGUUAGCGUUGUUGGAGCUGGAGGUGCUGCUAGCGCUGGUGCUGCCGCUAGGGGUACUGGUGCCAUCCUUGCUGGUUCUGGAGGCGCUGCGCGGCCGAGGCCGUACUUCGUUCCGCUCCAGGAGCAGCCCGCCUCCCCUCUUCCAGCUCCUUCUCCCUACACUGGUCCUACUGGAGGUCUUGCUGAGCGUCGUGAGCCUGCGUCUCGUCCUGCGUCGCGUGUUCCUGCUGCUCGCACUAGUGGUUGUACUGCGCGUCCCCGUCCUCCUGCGGUCCCCGGCACACACCAGAUGGUGCUGCGUCCUUCCACUGCUCCUCUGCGUGUCGCGUUGCCGUCUCCUCCAGAGUCCUCUCUUCCUACUCUUGCUGACCCGGAGUCUGACUCCCUUCGAGCUGCUAGUCCUUCGGUGACGCGUCUCCUUGCUACUAUUGUUACUGACCCUUCCUUUGAGUCCACUGUUGCGUCUGCCCUAGUUGCUGAGCUUGUCGACUUCGAUGCUCACUGUCGUCUAGACUAUGCUGCUAGUCUCGUUGCUGAGUCUGAGUCUGUCUGUCCUCCGUCCGUCGGGGGUGAGUGUGCUCUUAGCACAGACGUCCUUGAGGACAGGCAGGAGGAGUUCUAG
Molecule: messenger RNA, 1518 nt
Organism: Closterium sp. NIES-65
Lineage: Eukaryota; Viridiplantae; Streptophyta; Zygnematophyceae; Desmidiales; Closteriaceae
Source: the annotation of a GenBank genome assembly